AUCUCAAUGUGCAUUUUCUGUAUUCAACUAAUGGGCAGCGAUGUUGGGUUUAGGUUAAAAGGUAUUUCUGUGCUAUCUCACGUAUUUUUUGUUUUUUUCCUUUCCUUCUAGAGUUCGUACCAAAUUAAAUCGGGAGUUCGCUACAAAAGGCACGAAUGGCAUCAGAAGUUUGUGGUUUGAUUCAAGAUCUAAAUCUGAAUGAUCACUCUAUUGGAGCUUCUGUUGUGGAAAAGGAUGAUGUUUUGAAGGGGGGUUUUGGUGGGAGUAAAGCGUAUGGUGAUUUAUCAAAAUGUGGGAAGCCUGCUAUGACUGAGGAGUCAUCACAAAAGCAACAGCCUUCUGACAUUGAUGAAAUUAAUAUCAAAAGGAAAGGAGGGGUUGUUACAGAGGAAGAUAUAGCAGAUGAAGAUUCUGAUUAUGAUUAUGAUUUUUUUGAUGAACGUGUCGUGAAGAGGUCUGAUCCAACUAAGGAAGAAAUCUUGGAGAUUAUGGCGUACGAGCACGAUCAUAGGAGAUGUAUCGAAUUACAGGAAAAGGCUUUGAAGGAGGAGUAUGCAUUUGAGAAUCCAGCUUAUUCUCCAUUUUUCGACUGGCCCUGGGAGGAGGAAUUUGAGAUCAAGCCGAUGGAUGAAUCAGAGUUGGAGGAAAUAUCAGAUUCAGUGCUAGUAUUAGUAGAAGUUGAUGGAACAUAUGAGUGUGUAGAUGCAGCAACAGUUCUUGGCUAAAGCAGCCUUCAGGGAGGGGGUUGGCUUUUUUAAUUAAGCAGAGUUCGAUCUGGUUACUGUUUCUUUUGGUUUUUUGUUAACUUGACAUCUGAAUGUAGAACUCUAUAUAUAUCCAAACGAAAAAAUGAAAAAAUGAAAAAAAAAAAAAAAAA
Messenger RNA from Rosa chinensis, 877 nucleotides. RefSeq lists its product as uncharacterized. The coding region runs from base 156 to 725 and encodes 189 amino acids. Lineage: Eukaryota; Viridiplantae; Streptophyta; Magnoliopsida; Rosales; Rosaceae. Gene Ontology annotation, biological process: regulation of mitotic cell cycle. The record is from RefSeq and is a predicted model, not a curated record. The transcript is spliced from 3 exons.